AUGGCUUUCCACACUCGCUCUAACAGCUUCCCUUCAAGGCCACACCCUAUCGUUCAAGAAGUAGACGAACAUUUGUGCAGAUUGAGGUCUUCUGAGGUCACCUCCGCAUCAUCAUCAAUCAGCUACAAACUAACUGGCCUUCAAGAAUUGCAUAGUUGUGUUGAUAGGUUGCUUCAGUUGCCCCUCACUCAACAAGCCUUGGCACAAGAGCAGAAUGAGAAAUCAACUAAUGAGCUAUUAGAUGGCUCUCUGAGGAUCUUGGAUGUUUGCAGCAGUGCCAAGGAUGCCCUGUUGCAGACCAAGGAAUACGCGCAGGACCUUCAAUCAAUCAUGCGAAGAAAGCGGGGAAGUGAAUCCGGAGCACUCACAACUGAGUUCAGGAAAUACUUGACCUCUAGGAAGAUGGUGAAGAAGGCAAUCCACAAGGCUAUGGGAAAUCUCAAGGCAUCCAGUUUCUCAUCCCUUAACAAGGACAACGAGACUAUUGCCGUUGUUAGCACAUUGAGAGAUGUCGAGGCAGUCACUCUCUCAGUGUUCGAAUCACUCCUGUCCUUCAUCUCUGGCCCAAAGUCAAAGCCAAGCAGCAGCUGGUCAUUGGUUUCCAAGAUUAUUCACACCAAAAGAGUAGCUUGUGAGGAAGAAACAGAAGCAAAUGAAUUUGCACAAGUGGAUGCUGCUCUGCAAUCAUUCAUUAAGACAAGCAAAUCUGACCACAAAAAUGCAGACAACCAGCUCAACAAUCUGGAGUCAUGCAUUCAAGAUCAGGAAGAACAACUUGAGUGCCUUUUUAGGCAGUUCAUCAAAACAAGAGUCUCCCUCCUCAACAUCUUAAACCACUAG
Messenger RNA from Prunus mume (Japanese apricot), 840 nucleotides. RefSeq lists its product as uncharacterized. The record is from RefSeq and is a predicted model, not a curated record. NCBI's taxonomy places the organism in Eukaryota, Viridiplantae, Streptophyta, Magnoliopsida, Rosales, Rosaceae. Gene Ontology annotation, biological process: shoot system development; root development.